Messenger RNA from Microdochium trichocladiopsis, 690 nucleotides. Its product is annotated as 60S ribosomal protein L19. Lineage: Eukaryota; Fungi; Ascomycota; Sordariomycetes; Xylariales; Microdochiaceae. Gene Ontology annotation, biological process: translation. Bases 115 to 690 code for a protein of 191 amino acids. Gene Ontology annotation, molecular function: structural constituent of ribosome; RNA binding. The transcript has 4 exons. Gene Ontology annotation, cellular component: ribosome; cytosolic large ribosomal subunit. The record is from RefSeq and is a predicted model, not a curated record.
UUGAACUGGUCUCCCGAAGCGCCCCUCAUCCUGAAGUCACCUUCCAACCCACGUCCCUACUAACCAACACAGCAUACCAGCAACCGGGCCAUCCACGCCGUCAAUUCAGUCAAGAUGGUCAACCUCCGCACUCAGAAGCGCCUGGCGGCGUCCGUCAUCGGAUGCGGUGAGCGCAAGAUCUGGCUCGACCCCAACGAGAUCACCGAGAUCUCCAACGCCAACUCGCGUCAGACCAUCCGCAAGCUCGUCAGCGAUGGCCUCAUCAUCCGCAAGCCCGUCACCAUGCACUCUCGGUCUCGUGCCCGUGAGCUGAACCUGUCCCGCCGUGACGGCAGACACCGUGGCUUCGGUAAGAGAAAGGGUACCGCCGAUGCCCGUAUGCCUGAGCAAGUUCUGUGGAUGCGCCGCCUCCGUGUCCUUCGCCGCCUGCUCGUCAAGUACCGUGCCUCUGGCAAGAUUGACAAGCACCUCUACCACGAGCUCUACCACUCCAGCAAGGGUAACGCCUUCAAGCACAAGAGAGCGCUCGUUGAGCACAUCCACCGUGCCAAGGCUGAGAAGGCCCGCGAGCGGGCUCUCGAGGAGGAGAUGGACGCCAAGAGACAGAAGAACAAGGCCGCUCGCCUGCGCAAGGCCGAGAGACAGGCUGCCAAGCGGAGCGCGCUUACCGGCGAGGAGGAGACCGCAUAA